ACUUUUUCCACUUGAGGAAGUGUUGUUAUGGAUAAUGGAGUCAUAUUUUGCCCAGAAGCAACAGUUUAAAGUUAAAAUGCCUUGAUGGAUUUGUUUCUUUUAAACAUGCAGCUUUUACUUCACAUCUUGGAUGGCCUGAGGCCUUUGCGUUCCCAUGGGUACAAGCAGCGAGGAGCUCCACGGCUGAAGUUCCUCCUUUCAGAUGGGGUUCUUUGAUUGCUGAAGAGGAAUUUGGAUAACUAGAACACUGACCCCCCAAUGCAAACCCAUCCUGUAUGCUAUAAUGGUGUCUUUUUAAUUAGCUUUCAUGUGGUUUGCAUUAGUUGAUUGGUGAACGAACACUACGUCUGAUGUGAGGUUAGUUUUGGAACCAUUUUCUAAGCUGUCUUUGCUUUAUGGUGUGUAAACUGUGGCAUGUGCCUGGGAUUAGGACAUUUCAUCGAGGAUUUUAGCAGCACCCCGAUGGUUCUAUGCUCAGAAAGAGAACUUCAUGGCCUGAACUUGAAAAAGCACUUUGUUUGCUGGGACGUUUUCAGUUUGCAGCUGAAAGAUGUUCCAGUUCAUACGGAAACAGAUUCACAAUCACCUUGUGGAGCGGAAAAUUAGGAGAACUCGUUUUGUUACCAAGGACGGCCACUGCAACAUUAAAUUUGGGACUACUGAAUAUCACAACCAUUUUGCUUUCCUCAUGGACUUCUGGACUACAUUUGUUGAGAUCCACUGGUGUUUUGUAUUCGUUUUAUUUGCCGCCGCCUUCACGGGAAGCUGGUUCAUUUUUGGUUUGCUCUGGUAUUCGCUUGCAAAAAAUAACGGCGACUUAGAAACUCUACAGAACUCGUCUGAAUCCCAGCAGAUAAAAUGUUUAGAGAACAUUAACAGUCUCACGACCGCCUUCUUGUACUCUUUAGAGACCCAGACGACCAUUGGCUAUGGCGGCCGAGCUCUCACGGGUCACUGCCCGGGCACAGUCGCCCUUUUGAUCAUCCAGUCCCUCAUGGGUGCCAUCAUAAACUGCUUUAUGUGUGGACUCAUUUUAGCAAAGAUCUCUCUCCCCAAGAGAAGAGCAAAGACUGUAACCUUCAGCGAAACCGCAGUCAUUUGUCUUUGGAAAGGGAAUCUGUGCCUCCAGAUACGGGUAGCCAACCUACGAAAAACUCUUCUUAUUGGCAGCCACAUUUAUGGAAAGCUUCUCCGGACCACCCUCACUCCAGAGGGGGAGACCAUCAUACUGGAUCAGGUGAAUAUUGACUUUUUGGUGGAUGCUGGGAAGGACAACCUGUUCUUCGUUUGCCCACUUACCCUGUACCACGUGAUCGACAAAUCCAGUCCGUUUUCCGAAAUGGCUGCAGACACUCUUCAGCAGCAGGACUUUGAGUUGGUGGUCUUCCUGGAUGGGAUGGCUGAAUCCACCAGCCUGUCCUGCCAAGUACGAACUUCCUACCUUCCGCAGGAGAUCAAGUGGGGUUACAGCUUCCUGCCCGUCAUCUCUCGCACCAAAGGUGGGAAAUACCGUGUCGACCUGUCCAACUUUUCCAAAACGGAGCCUGCGGUGACCCCACACUGCGCUUGCUGUUUCCACAAUGAACAUAACAAGGAGCUCAUUCUCCACCAACAUGUACGUGAAGGAAUUGAUAAUCUGGGAUUUGAUGUUAUUGAGCUUCAAGACUCUGUUGAUGUAACUGAGAAGUGCGAUUAAACCGUUCGCUUCAGCAGAGACUGCAGUAAA
Molecule: messenger RNA, 1726 nt
Organism: Carassius gibelio (silver crucian carp)
Lineage: Eukaryota; Metazoa; Chordata; Actinopteri; Cypriniformes; Cyprinidae
Product: ATP-sensitive inward rectifier potassium channel 1-like
Exons: 3
Coding region: 551-1696 (381 amino acids)
Biological process (GO): regulation of monoatomic ion transmembrane transport; potassium ion import across plasma membrane
Cellular component (GO): plasma membrane
Molecular function (GO): ATP-activated inward rectifier potassium channel activity
Source: RefSeq, a predicted model, not a curated record